GAGCUAAUGCUAAUAGACGUCCUGGUCAAACGCGCGCGGAGACGUCAGGGAAACACGGGUAGAAAAAAAACCCUGAACCUUCGCCUGUUUCUCGCGAUCACCGUUGUCGAUAAAUAAUUCACAUUAAGUAAAUGCUAGUACUAAUGUGUGAUCUCUGGGUCCGGUCAUGCUGGAUGUAGGACGAGCACUAGGUUCGUAAAGAAGUUCCGGGUUAUCUUGGUGCUUCCGGUCCUGUUUUUUUCUUCCUUCAAAAUAAAAGUCUGCCAGGUUACCAUAGUCAGCCGUUCCGGACAGGACAAGUAGACACGAACUAUGAAAAUGAAGACCUCGAUCAAUUCUGAUCGCGUGGACCAAGUUGCACAGUGUAAAGCAAUAUAAAUAUUUCACUAGUGAUUAUUGUCACCUCUAACCCAGAGAGGGAGCUGACUCACUCCUGAUCCCUCAGAAGCCAUGACGUAACAACAUCCACGUCUCCCGGGAAAGAACAAACGAUGUUUCGCCUGGUGGUCGUUGUCGUCGGCCUCUGUUUCACGUCGGCGGCGGAUCGGACAGAACCAGCCGGGGGCUCCUGGUUCGUCGCCGCUGUGUACGAGCACAGCGUGGUCCUGAACCCGGAGCCUCGGACCCCCCUGUCCCGCCCCGCGGCCCUGCGGCACAUGCACGACAACCUGCGGGUCUUCGAGCAGCAGGCGGCUCUGGCCGCUCAGCAGGGUGCCCAGAUCCUGGUGUUUCCAGAAGAUGGCCUUCAGGGUUUUAACUUCAGCCGUUCUUCCAUCUCUGGCUACCUAGAAACCAUCCCUGACCCCCAGCAGGAGAGCUGGAACCCCUGCACAGAACCAGGCAAAUACAACAACACAGAGGUUCUCCAGAGCUUGAGCUGCAUGGCCCGUCGUUACAACCUCUACCUUGUGGCCAACAUGGCGGACCUGCAGCUCUGCCCGAAGACCGAACCCUCGUCCUGUCCAUCGGAUGGACGCUGGCAGUUCAAUACCAACGUGGUCUUCAGGUCAGAUGGCCUGCUGGUGGCGCGCUACCAUAAACACAACCUCUACUUCGAGGAGGCCUUCGACAAGCCGCCACGACCUGAGAUCACAACGUUUGAUACACCUUUUGCUGGAACAUUUGGUCUCAUCACUUGCUUUGACAUCCUAUUCCAGGAGCCCACACUUACUCUGUUGGAGAAGGGUGUCCGUCAGAUAAUCUUCCCCACAGCCUGGAUGAACCAGCUCCCUCUUCUGGACACCAUCCAGUUCCAGAAGGCUUUCAGCUCCGGCGCUAAUGUCACCCUGCUAGCGGCCAACAUUCGUAGUGACCGAUUGAUUAUGACGGGAAGUGGUAUCUACACCCCAACUUCUGCCACUUGCCACCACGCCCAGAGAGGAGACCCAGAAGAGGGCAGGCUGCUGGUAGCCAGGGUGCCGGUCUUAGACCCUCUGUGGAUGGAGCACAGAGUCCUCACGGAAGAGGAGAAGGCAGUAGCUUGGGGUCAGUCCACGUCAUCUGCAGCCUCCGGAUACUGUCACGAAGAGAACUGCUUUGAUGCUCCGCCUCCUGAAACCGCUUCUUCGGUUCUUCCCUCCUCCACCACCACCACCUUCAUCUCAUCCAUGAUGUACGACCCAUUCACCUUCGUCCUCCUGAACGAGACCGAGGGCAAAGUGAGGGUGUGUAAUGGCACCUUUUGCUGUCGCCUGCAGUACCGGCGGUUAGCGCCGGGAGGCAGCAAAGAGCUCUACGCAUUGGGAGCGUUUGCCGGAACGCACACUGUGAACGGACGUUACGCCUUGCAGGUGUGCGCACUUGUCCGCUGUGCAGGGUUGGAGGUCACUUCCUGUGGACAGGAGGUGGAAGAGGCAGAGUCCAAACUGGACUUCCUGUUAGAGGGACGGUUUGGGACCAGAUACGUGUACCCAUCGGUGUUGGUUAACAGGCUUGUCCUGGAGCAGCCGCAGCAUCUGGAAACAGCUGCCGAUGGAAGAGUGACAAUGAAACACUCAAAGAUGACGGCUGGGCUCGUCACUGCCUGUCUGUACGGACGAAUGUAUCACCUGGACCAGGAAUGAUCUGGUAACAGAGGGCUGCCAGGAGAAAAAUAUCGUUUUAAAACAAAUCUUCUGCUAUAGACAAGUUAGGGGUUGGACAUUUGUCUUCUGUCAAAUACAAUCGGCUAUGAAUCUAAAAACAUAA
Molecule: messenger RNA, 2187 nt
Organism: Gasterosteus aculeatus aculeatus (three-spined stickleback)
Lineage: Eukaryota; Metazoa; Chordata; Actinopteri; Perciformes; Gasterosteidae
Gene: btd
Product: biotinidase
Molecular function (GO): hydrolase activity, acting on carbon-nitrogen (but not peptide) bonds, in linear amides
Source: RefSeq, a predicted model, not a curated record